Molecule: messenger RNA, 2579 nt
Organism: Salvelinus fontinalis (brook trout)
Lineage: Eukaryota; Metazoa; Chordata; Actinopteri; Salmoniformes; Salmonidae
Product: polymerase delta-interacting protein 3-like
Exons: 10
Coding region: 409-1776 (455 amino acids)
Biological process (GO): mRNA export from nucleus
Cellular component (GO): nucleus
Molecular function (GO): mRNA binding
Source: RefSeq, a predicted model, not a curated record
UCAUUCACGCGCUUGAGUGAAAGAAGAUGGAAGAUAUUUCUUUGGACGAAGUGAUACGUCGACGCGGUUUCAACAACAAAGAAACAGUUAAAAUGUAUUAAUUUAGCAAUUUAUGAGUUCGAAUGCAAUUUAUGAACGUUGUGCCUUGAGUUGUAUCAUUCAACGUAAUGAAGAAAUUCAUUUCCCAGAAAGCCUAGGCUAUUUCAAUUCCUCAGCGGUCCUGUUCAAGGCCUGUACUCGCCGUUGGAUUAGCUACAAUCAUGUAGCUAUUAUAUCGCUUCACUGCAGACACUGAUUUUCCUGAUAUCAACGAGCCAAAUACGCGCAGUUAGCUAUUUAUCAGGGCUUGGUUUAACUAGUUAGCUAACAAGGUAAAAAAAAUGUUUUAUCAGCAUUUGGUGACGGCCUAUGUUCGGCAGGGGUGCAGGAGGGGUCGGGAGGACCUUUGAUGCCCGACAGAAAAUUGGGAUGACAGAUGUCAGACAGAGACUUGGUGGAGGGGGAACCGCUUUUCAAGUGAAGGAUGCCAGAGAGAAACUCGGCCAGAAAGAUGCCCGCUUUCGAAUCCGUGGCGGAGGAGCAGCAGGUGGGGUCCAGGAUGCACGACAGAUGAUCAACUCACGGAAAGGAGGACAGAAUACAUUUAAUGUUACCCCACAGAGUUUACAGCAGAUACAAGCAGCACAGCUACAGACACAUGUGCAGCAGAUACAGAUACACACUACCAACGACAUUGCCAGUGCAAAUGCUAGGCAGUUUACCCCCAACCUACAAGGAAUGAACAUUAGAUCUGGGGUUACGCCACAGCUGGGGGGUGCACCUAAGAGGAUGAUGGAUGCUCGUGAUAGGCUGAGCCUCAAGAGGAGCAUUGGAGCUCCACUAAGCCAAGGAAUGGCGGCACCCAUGAAGAUCACCAAAACCAUCCAGCAGCAAAGGCCGGUAGGGAUGUCAAGUGGGAUCCGUAUGAACAUGCCAAGCAGGGGUUCCCAGUCUUUCUUAGGUGAUGAUGAUAUCCCUAGCAAACAGAUGAAGACCACUACUGGCAACCAUAUGCUGCAGUCACGGCCUGGCACCCUGGGCUGCCCUUUCUCCAUGUCAGCCCCCAUCACUAAAGUAGUCAAAAACGAUGCGUACACCGCUCCUCGUCCCCCAGUGCCUGUGGCACCCACAAGGCCCAACCCUAGUGUAGGGGCCUCCCGCUCCUCUGCUCUCGCCUUACAGCCCAUCUCCAGGACCCUCAGGCAGGCAGGGCCCACAGCGGAGCCCAGCUCUCAGCCUCCUCCACCCCCGCAGCCUACCUUCAGUCCUCUGGAGGGGACAAAGAUAACAGUGAAUAAUCUCCACCCCCGUGUCACUGAAGAGGACAUAGUGGAGCUGUUCUGUGUGUGCGGUGCCUUGAAGCGAGCGAGGCUGAUGAAAGUGGGGAUUGCCGAAGUGGUGUUUGUGAGGAAGGAGGACGCUGUGAGCGCCUACAGGAAAUACAACAACCGCUGUCUGGAUGGCCAGCCCAUGAAGUGCAAUCUUCACAUACAGGGGAAUGUCAUCACUUCAGACCAGCCCAUUCUUUUGAGGCUCAGUGACACUCCAGGCAGUGGAAGGAAAGAGGGUCUGCCCCUCUCUUUGUCUCGCCCCGGGGGUCGUCCAGCCUCCUCUCAGCCCACACCUGAGGUGGAUCCCCAAACCAUCCUCAAGGCCCUGUUCAAAUCUACUGUCCAGACCCCCUCUACCACAGAGUCUCCUGGUUCACAGUGCACAGCCUUCCGCAUUAAGAUAUAACUUUCUAGUACAUCCACACACAUACGUGUCACACAACACAUAAUACAUCCACCCUCCUGUUUGACAGAGACAUCUACUGACAUGAUCAAACAACAUGAUACUGUAUUUGUAUACAUUUGACAGAUCAUUGGCAGGUUGUAACAUCUAAAAUUAACACACUGAUGCCAUCUUCAAGAUUUUUAGGAAAGAAAAACAUCUGUAGCCAUGGCAUACCUCAUAGAUGCAUGUCUCAUAACGGACCAAUGUGAGGCAGUCUGAUUUGUUCAUUUAUUGUUUUAAUCAAAUUUGGUGGGGGGAUAAACUGGACAGUUGUGGGUAUUUUUUUGUAUCACAUGGUUCACUUUUACAACUGUUCGAAUAGUUCACAUUGAACACCCCUCUUGGAAUCAUGAGAUGUUUUGUGUUGGUUGGAGUUUCCUCCCCCCAAACCGAUGGUCUCACUAUGACCUGAUGCACGAACUCAUGAAGAUACUUGUACUGUGAACUACAUGCAACAGUGGUUCUUGUACUGGACAUGAUAUAAAGUUUGAUUUCAGAAUGACUUGUACACAUGCUCGUAUUCCAUUGUGGUUUUUGGUUUGCCGUUCUCCUUUUUGUGGCAUUCACGUUCUAUGCUUAUUUGUGUCUGUUUUACUUUUUAUUGCUUUUUGCGCAGCUUAGAAGUUAUGCUAAUUUGCUCAAUUUAUGUUCAACUGUCUGUAAAUUGCUUUUUACAGCUGCCUUUUAUGUCAGUCAUGAAGAUAUGGUAGUGAGGUCCGAUCUCUACAAGUUAAUUACUGCCAAUAAAUGUGUUGCUUUAUAAA